Neodiprion fabricii is the source of this 1700-nucleotide messenger RNA. RefSeq lists its product as uncharacterized. The coding region runs from base 1 to 1143 and encodes 380 amino acids. NCBI's taxonomy places the organism in Eukaryota, Metazoa, Arthropoda, Insecta, Hymenoptera, Diprionidae. The transcript is spliced from 5 exons. The record is from RefSeq and is a predicted model, not a curated record.
AUGGAGGUGGUAACGUCGCAUAUAAAAGCUACCGUAACUCCGACGAAGAUCACAGAGCUCAGUGAGUUUCAGUGUAACCAAUCAAGCAACAUGAACUCCUUCGUGAUGAUGACCAGCUUCGUUCUCCUGGCCGUUCUCAGCAGCGGUAUCGCCGGUUUGGUACCGGCGGCUGUUUCGGCUCCGCUGGUUGCGGCACCCGCUGCGGUCGGGUACGCAAAGGCAGUGCCCUACAACAUCCCGCCCUACGCCUCGAGGGUCGACAUAAGCACGAGGAACCUGGCCGCCCCCUACGUCGCAGCCGCUCCCUACGUCGCGGCCCCCGCACUUCCGUACGCGGCACUUCCGUCGGCUCCACUCGUCGCUGCACCGGGCUUUGUGCCCUCGGCUUACGCCGGAAGUCUGGCCGCCCCAUUGGCCCACGCCUACGCAGCUCACAGCGCCGCGAUCGUGGGGUGGGCUGUCGAAAUGGAAGAAAACAACGAGGAAACCAAAGUCAUGUUUUGCCAUGGAAUAUUCCAGACAAAGGGAAAUGUUGGAACGUUCACGAUCGACGGGGCUACGCCAGACUUCGUCCACAGGGAGCCCACCAGCUGUUACCGGGUGUGGCUCGCCCGUAAUACCUAUAGACAUUUGACCAAAGGUCAUCUGGUAUGCAAGAGAGGUGCGAAUCCAUUUCUUCGACAUCGGUUGAGUACCCACCGCAGAAAUGGUGAGGGAUCCCCUGCCACCGUUGAAAAACCGAGUAUAAAAGCCAGCGUCCAUAAGCCGAGUACAUCGCAGUCUUCGCAGCGGAUCCAACAAACCAAACCAAUUCUCAAAAUGAUGACCAAGUGCCUCAUCCUCGUCGCCGCCCUCGUGGCCGUUUGCUCCGGCGGUGCCGUUCCUCUGGCGGUACCAGCACCAGUUCCGGCUGCUCUGACCGUCGGAACUUUCGCGAGCAGCUACAACGCUCACGCCAUCAACCACGCCAUUGCCGCACCUUAUGUAGCCCCAGCCGUAGCCGCCGCACCUUACGUAGCCCCAGCCGUAGCCGCCGCACCCUUGGCCGCAGCACCCGUAGCCUAUUCCGCCGCUUACCCUGCCUAUUCCGCGUACCCAGCCUUCAACGCGUACUCGGCUCCCCUGUUCGCCGGACGUCGUUAAGCUUCUCCGAACUUCGAACUCUCCCAGAUAAGAAGAAAAGCAAGAGUUGCGAAGAGUUAACAUUCACUGUGCGGAGAUGCUGAUCGAUAAUCUAAAACACGGCAGCUCAACCACCGAACUUAUUCAUUCGAUUAUAAAUUUGAUUGUAAAUUCCGAAGAACAGACAAGGGUGGAGUGAAUCUACGAAUUUCCGGAACACCUUACUUACACCCGAGCACUUCGUGUUAUCCACUUCUAAACUUCGUCGGUGUUGAUAAAAUACCGACCGGAUUUCAACGAGUUGGACUUUCUUAUGCUGGAAAAAGUGUACAACUUUAUCCUUGUACACGCUAUAUACAGUGUCGGUAAACCGGCGGCAUACCUGUAAUUAUUUAUUCUGGUACCACAGACGGCAGGUAAAACAGCCGGAGCAGAGAUGUCCUCAUCGAGCACUUGGUCUCUUAUCCAUCAGCGGAAAUCCUGUGAUCAUUACAUUAUACAUACAUAUAUAGUUUAUAUUUUCGCAACUCAAUUAUUGGGAGGUAUUAUUUUCAAUAAAUAACAUCUAUGAGAGCAAA